Temnothorax curvispinosus is the source of this 1276-nucleotide messenger RNA. RefSeq lists its product as uncharacterized. Lineage: Eukaryota; Metazoa; Arthropoda; Insecta; Hymenoptera; Formicidae. Gene Ontology annotation, biological process: regulation of transcription by RNA polymerase II. The transcript has 4 exons. Bases 61 to 975 code for a protein of 304 amino acids. Gene Ontology annotation, cellular component: nucleus; transcription regulator complex. The record is from RefSeq and is a predicted model, not a curated record.
UCUUUCAUCUUUUCCGACUUACGUUUGUGACGCAAUUUUCGAGGUUAUUUUCUGUUUACAAUGGAUUUCGCCCAGUUCGCCAAUGUUGAUGAAAUUAUCAUUGAUUUUGUUCGCGAUAAUAAAUGUUUAUAUGACAAAUCUGAUCCCAAUUUUAGAAAUACUGUUAAGAAGAAAGAAAUGUGGUCAAAAAUAAGUGAAAAUUUGAAACUUUUGUAUCGUGUUGAUAUGCCAGUUGAAGCAAUUGAGAAACGAUGGUCCUCUUUGAGAGAUAUGUUUAGUAGAGAAAAUAGAAAACAAAAGUUGCCACCAUCAGGUUCUGGAUAUGAACCAGCAAAAGAAUGGGAGCUAUAUCGAAACAUGUUGUUUUUACUUCCUCACAUAGUUCACCGACGUAGCAGAACAAAAUCAUUGUUCAUUCCACUAAAUCAAUCAGUGUGCUCUGUAUCAAAAACAAGUCCUCCAAACGUAAAUAAUUUGUUGCCGUCCGAGGAAUCUAAAAAUUUAGAUCAUUCUUUGCCGUCCUGUGAUCUUGAUUAUAAUGGACCCAAUGGAUUUAUCAAAGAUAAUGAACCAUCCAUUGACAAUGAGGAAACCGUAACAAUUGAGCAUGUAUCAAUAAAGAGACCUGUAAGUGCCAUGUCCAACUGCAGCAGUACAAGCAGCACACAGUUUCCGGUGGCAAGUACGAGUUCUAGAUCAGAGUUUAAACCUAUCAAAGAAAAUCUACCGGAAUUGGACCAAUUUGCUAAACGUAAAAAGAUAAAAGAUGAAAUCGAGCAUGAUUUGGAGGAGGCACGUUCUGCAAUUUCUACAGCUAUAAAAACAAUUUUAUCAAAAUUAUAUGAUCAAAAACAAGAAACAAAUGGAUACAUGGCCGUUAUAGAAGAAGGAUUUAGCUUUGUUCCUAGUAAAAAUAAGAUUCAAUGUCUUAUUGAAAUACUCCAAAUAAUUCAAAAGUAUGAAGAAAGACCAUAAAACAUAAGUUAAAAAUUUUAUUUUUAUUAUUAUAAGAUGCUAUAGUAUAAUAAAACAGUCCUUGUAGCGUCUUUAGGUGAACCUUUCUGUAAUUUAACAUUUAAGAUUGGACUUGUAUACCGUGAAUACCGUUCUAAAGUUAUAGUAAUGUCUAAUUUAUAUGCGUUUACUCCACCGGCCAUGCAAUACAUUACAUAUAAUAUCUAAAAAAAAUAAAUCUAAUUUUGGUAUUUUGGUAUGUGUUUGACACUUAAGUUUAUGUUUUAUAAUUUAUUAAUAAAUAUAUAUUUAUAAUGUUUUA